Molecule: messenger RNA, 1167 nt
Organism: Hydractinia symbiolongicarpus
Lineage: Eukaryota; Metazoa; Cnidaria; Hydrozoa; Anthoathecata; Hydractiniidae
Product: DNA repair protein complementing XP-A cells-like
Exons: 6
Coding region: 207-1001 (264 amino acids)
Biological process (GO): UV-damage excision repair; nucleotide-excision repair involved in interstrand cross-link repair; nucleotide-excision repair, DNA damage recognition
Cellular component (GO): nucleotide-excision repair factor 1 complex
Molecular function (GO): damaged DNA binding
Source: RefSeq, a predicted model, not a curated record
UGACUGUUUUUUGAUGAUUGCUUUAUUUUUUGAUUGCUUCAUGAUUGAUUGAUUGAUUGAUUGAUUGAUAGGGUAGUGGGUACCGAGUUAAGUUUCACACGGAACUACAUUGGUUGUAACAGAAAACAUCCUGUUUAGACUAAGAAAAAGAGUUAACAAUAAUGUGAUGGUGUGUAUUUCACAGAAUGGUGGAUUUUUGAGACACCAUGAGUGAGAGCAAAGUUGAUGAAACAGCUUUAUCAGAUAAGCAACGUGCACGUAUUGAACGAAAUCGACAAAGAGCGUUGCUUCUACGUUCUGCUCGUUUGACGUCACAUCCUUAUGCUGAGUCAGCAGAUAAGAAGAAAUUAAUCACGGUUGGUGGCUCACGAUUGGUUGAUAGUGGAGGAGGGUUUUUAUUGGAACCAGAUGAUGAAGAAGAACUUUUAUGUGCUGCUGAUUUAAUUGACCAACCUGCUCCCGUCCUUGGUGAGAAGAAAGAUGUUUGUGAAGACUGCAACACCAAAUUUUCUGAAUCGUACUUAUUAAAACAUUUCGACGUAAAAGUCUGCGACGGAUGUAGGGAUAAUGAAAAACACGUGCUGGUAACAAAAACAGAGGCCAAACAGAACUACUGUUUAAAAGAUUGUGAUUUUGAUAUUCGUGAACCUCCUCUACAAUUUAUUGUGAAAAAAAAUCCACACAAUGAACGCUGGGGAGAUAUGAAACUUUAUUAUAACAGACAGGUGUACGAUCGUGCAAUGGAAGUGUGGGAAAAUGAAGAGUCGUUAGAAGAACACAAAGAAAAACGAAGCGAAAAUAAAGAGAAAAUGAAAAAGAAAAGAUAUGAAAAGAGAAUUAAAGAUCUUCGACAAGCUGUUCGCACAAGCACUUGGCAUAAAGAUUUAUCAAAACACGUCCACGAAUACGAUAGUGAGAAUGAAACCUACGACGAAGAAGAAGAUAUGUACUCGAAAAAAUGCAAAACUUGUGAACACGUGUUAACCUAUGAAAAAAUGUGAUCACGUGAUAAAAAUAUUGUCACAUGGUAGGGAAUAGUCACAUGACGUGACCGAAGUCGCACAGUUUUUUUACUUUGAUGAAAACAACUGUUUUCACUUUUUUAAAAGUGAUUGUAUAAUACUUCAAAAAUUUAUUUAUAUGAAAAAGAUCUGAGGAUUUUACUUU